This is a messenger RNA of Lipotes vexillifer (Yangtze River dolphin), 417 nucleotides long. It is a transcript of the gene CUNH1orf115, whose product is annotated as chromosome unknown C1orf115 homolog. Lineage: Eukaryota; Metazoa; Chordata; Mammalia; Artiodactyla; Lipotidae. The transcript is spliced from 2 exons. The coding region runs from base 1 to 417 and encodes 138 amino acids. The record is from RefSeq and is a predicted model, not a curated record.
AUGACGGUGGGAGCCGGGCUCCGAAGCAAGGCGGCGAGCAGUCUCCCGCGCUGCAGGGCCCUCGCCCGGGGGCGAAGGCGGACGGAGGGGGACGAGGAGGCGGCUGCUAUUCUGGAGCAUCUGGAGAGCGGGGCCGAGGCGGCGGAGAGCGGGGCGAGCGAGCAGCGCCCGGGGACCCGGGGCGCGCGGAGGGUGCACCUCGCGGUCCUCCCCGAGCGCUACGAGCCGCUGGAGGAGCCGGCGCCGGGCGAGAAGCCUAAGAAGAGGUACCGGCAGAAGCUGAAGAGGUACGGCAAGAACGUUGGGAAGGUUAUCACCAAAGGAUGCCGCUACAUUGUGGUUGGCCUGCAGGGAUUCGCUGCUGCCUACUCCGCCCCGUUCGGAGUGGCCACCAGUGUGGUGUCGUUUGUCCGCUAG